GCGUGGACUCUGCCAGGGCCGCCCUUAAAUAGUGGAGGGCCAGUGAGACCAAGAGAAGGAAGCCAGGCCGGAACCCCCUGGACCCAGCCAGGCCAACGCUGCCAUGAAGCUCCUGAGCGUGGCUCCUUUGCUGCUCCUGGUCCUGCACACUGGACUCGGUGGGAUGGAGGUGCGCUGGUGCACCAUCUCAGACCCGGAGCAGCAGAAAUGCAAUGACAUGAGCAAGUCCUUCCAUGGGGCUGGCAUCCAGCCUUCCCUCCUCUGCAUCCAGGGCACCUCUGCUGACCACUGUGUCCAGCUCAUCAAGGACCAUAAAGCUGAUGCCAUCACCUUGGAUGGAGGAGCCAUUUAUGAGGCAGGGAAGGAGCAUGGCCUGAAGCCAGUGGUGGGUGAAGUAUAUGACCAAGACGCUGGCACCUCCUAUUACGCCGUGGCUGUGGUCAGGAGCAAUUCCAAUGUGACCAUCCACACCCUGGAGGGUGCCAAGUCCUGCCACACAGGCAUCAACCGGACUGCGGGCUGGAACGUGCCGAUUGGCUACCUAGUGGAGAGUGGCCAUCUUUCGGUGAUGGGCUGCGAUGUGCUCAAAGCUGUUAGUGACUAUUUUGGGGGCAGCUGCGUCCCUGGAACAGGAGAAACCAGUUACUCUGAGUCCCUCUGCCGCCUCUGCCGUGGUGACUCUUCUGGGCACAACGUGUGUGACAAGAGCCCCCUAGAGAGAUACUACGACUACAGUGGGGCCUUCCGGUGCCUGGCGGAAGGAGCAGGUGAUGUAGCCUUUGUGAAGCACAGCACGGUGCUGGAGAACACUGAUGGGAAAACCCUGCCAUCCUGGGGCAAGGCGUUGAUGGCACAGGACUUCCAGCUACUGUGCCGGGAUGGCGGCCGGGCCGACGUCACUGAGUGGAGACGAUGCCACCUGGCCCGGGUGCCUGCUCAUGCCGUGGUGGUCAGGGAUGACAUGGAUGGGGGCCUCAUAUUCCAACUGCUCAAUAAAGGCCAGAUUCUAUUCAGCCAUGAGGCCAGCAGCUUCCAGAUGUUCAGCUCUGAGGCCUACGGCCAGAAGAACUUGCUGUUCAAAGACUCCACCUUGGAGCUUGUGCCCAUUGCCACACAGAACUAUGAGGCCUGGCUGGGCCAGGAAUACCUGCACGCCAUGAAGGGUCUGCUGUGUGACCCCAACCGGCUGCCCCAUUACCUACGCUGGUGCGUGCUGUCCACACCCGAGAUCCAGAAGUGCGGAGAUAUGGCUGUGGCCUUCAACCGGCAGAGACUCAAGCCAGAGAUCCAGUGUGUGUCAGCUGAGUCCCCUGAGCACUGCAUGGAACAGAUCCAGGUAGGGUAUAUUGAUGCAGUGACCUUGAGAGGAGAGGACAUCUACACAGCAGGGAAGAUGUACGGCCUGGUCCCAGCCGCCGGGGAGCUGUAUGCCGAGGAGGACAGGAGCAAUUCCUACUUCGUGGUGGCUGUGGUGAGGCGGGACAGCUCCUACUCCUUCACCCUGGAUGAGCUACGCAGCAAGCGGUCCUGCCACCCAGGCUUGGGCAGUCCUGCGGGCUGGGAUGUGCCCAUAGGCUCCCUCAUCCAGCGGGGCUUCCUCCGGCCCAAGGACUGUGAUGUCCUCACAGCGGUGAGCGAGUUCUUCAAUGGCAGCUGUGUGCCCGUAAACAACCCGAGGAACUACCCUCCUUCGCUGUGUGCGCUCUGCGUGGGUGAUGAGAAUGGCCGAAACAAGUGUGUGGGCAGCAGCCAGGAGAGGUAUUAUGGCUACAGCGGGGCCUUCAGGUGCCUUGCGGAGAAUGCAGGGGAUGUUGCCUUUGUCAAGCACACAACUGUCUUUGAGAAUACAAAUGGCCACAACCCUGAGCCCUGGGCUGCUCACCUCAGGUCGCAAGACUAUGAGCUACUCUGCCCCAAUGGGGCCCGGGCUGAAGUAAGCCAGUUCCAAGCCUGCAACCUGGCACAGAUACCAUCCCACGCUGUCAUGGUUCAUCCAGACACAAACAUCUUCAGUGUGUAUGGACUCCUGGACAAGGCCCAGGACCUGUUUGGAGAUGACCACAACCAGAAUGGGUUCCAAAUGUUUGAUUCCUCCAAAUACCACAGCCAAGACCUGCUUUUCAAAGAUGCGACAGUACGAGCAGUACCUGUUGGUCGGAAAACCACAUACCUGGAAUGGCUCGGUCCUGACUAUGUGGCAGCCCUGGAGGGGAUGCUGUCUCAGCAGUGCUCGGGUGCAGUGGCCGCGGUGCACCGAGUCCCCCUGCUGUCUCUGCUCCUGCUGGGCCUGGCCGCAGGAUUCCUCCUGCACCUUCUCUGAACGUGGCUGCUGCAGGCGGCAGCAGCCUGAGCAGGGAAAGCUACAGAGUGCAACCCAGGAAACCUGGAAAUCCGCUAACCCUGCAGGAGAGCGCGGGAUGCAAGAGGCAAGGCGAGGUCUCUCGUACACAGUCCCCGGAUGUGCGAUUCUAACCCAAAGAGAAAUUUCUGGAAUCAGGAUGAUUGUUAAGGCCAAGUCUUCCCACCUGCCCGAGCCCUCGGUACCUGAGGCGACUGGCGAGCAGCCCAGUCAUGCCUCCCACCUGGAGCCUCCGGGCUGGCUGGGGAAAAGAGACCGGUUGCCAUGGCAACCGUGGAGCGGCUUCCCACACCAGCCUCUGCCAGUAGCCUGGGAAGGUGUCAAGGCAGGGAGCCCACCACCAACCUAGAGGACCUCAGUGGCACACUCACACCCCUCAGCCCCUGCUCUCGUUCCCCAACCGCUCUCUCCUGAGGACAUUUGCCCACCAAGGCUCGGAGGAGCAAGGUUGCUGAGCACCUGAACCUUCUGUGACACCAAGGAGCCCAACCCUCUGGACAGCAGAUUCUACCAGAAUGGGACAGGAGAAAGGCCAGAACCGGACUGUGGGGAUGGACUCCUGUAGAAAACCUCAGAUGAAGGAAGUGCCCCCUAGAAAGAAUGUUAGUGGGUGAGGAGCCUGAUAUAGGGUGGGGUCUCUCCUGCUUAGCAGUUCCUGUGUAGGACCUGCCAUGCCAUGCCUGGACCUCACUGCAGAGUGAAAUGCUUCCUAGAAUCCACUGUUCCCUCCU
Messenger RNA from Onychomys torridus (southern grasshopper mouse), 3090 nucleotides. It is a transcript of the gene Meltf, whose product is annotated as melanotransferrin. NCBI's taxonomy places the organism in Eukaryota, Metazoa, Chordata, Mammalia, Rodentia, Cricetidae. The transcript has 16 exons. Gene Ontology annotation, biological process: iron ion transport. The coding region runs from base 104 to 2320 and encodes 738 amino acids. Gene Ontology annotation, cellular component: plasma membrane; early endosome; extracellular region. The record is from RefSeq and is a predicted model, not a curated record.